This is a messenger RNA of Zychaea mexicana, 1005 nucleotides long. RefSeq lists its product as uncharacterized. The record is from RefSeq and is a predicted model, not a curated record. The coding region runs from base 59 to 961 and encodes 300 amino acids. The transcript has 4 exons. Lineage: Eukaryota; Fungi; Mucoromycota; Mucoromycetes; Mucorales; Lichtheimiaceae.
GUAUCGGGGGACUCGCUGCUUCGCUCUUUAACUUUACAAAUAUAACAAUCUUCCAGCUAUGAGCUCAAGAAAACAUUCCCGCAGAGAUUCUGACGAUGAUUCCAAACGUAAACACAAAAAGUCAAAACAGAAGAACAAUGACUUGAGCGACGCAAUUAAAGACACGAUUGAACCCAUUUCAAGCGACGAUUAUUUUGAAAAAGCUACUGAAUUCCGUCUAUGGCUACGCGAAGAAAAGGAUCGGUACUUUGGUGAUCUCGAUGCAGACGAUGCGCGUCAUUAUUUUAAAAAGUUCGUCAAGGCUUGGAAUCGACACGAUCUCGAUGAAAAAUAUUAUAAAGGAAUCAACUCUGCUCAAUUAUCAUCAAGCGAGACAACUGGUUAUCGUUGGUCUUUCGCGAAACAACUGGAUCAGCAUGAAAUAGAUAGGAUCCGUGACAACGUGGAUACACUGACCAAUUCUGGAAAAGGAAAGCGGAGAAAUGUGGGUCCUGCAAUGCCAUCCUCGUCUUCUUCCUCGACACGACGAUUUGACCAAGUCGAUUUCGAGGAAAGACACGAACGAGAACGCAAUGAACGCAGAGCUGAAAGAAAAUCAGAAGUCAAACGCGUAAAAAGUAGACGAGAAGAACAUCUCGAUGAAGUGGCGCCAAAGGAGACGGGUCGAGAAGCUCAACUUGCUAAAAGGCGUGCCCAGAACGCCUAUCACAAACGGGAACGGGAUUUAGAUGUAGAGCUGGACGAUUCUGACUUAUAUGGAGGUGGUCGUGAUGAAUUUAAAGCAAAGUUGGCAGCCGAGAAGCGUCGAGAAGAAGCACGACAGCAGCGCCGUCAACAACGACAAGAAGAAAGAUAUGGUCCGAUACAAGAACGAAUGGCUCAACACAAGGCUAAAGAGAAUGCCACUAUGGAGAUGUUCAGAAAGAUGGCUGAAGACCAAAAGAAACGUGGUGGAUUAUAAAGAAGAUAAUAUGCAAUAAAAUUACACAUGCGUGAUCUUUGAUG